CUUGCUGAGCUCAUCUGCCCUUGAAGCUCCUUCCCCCACCGAUCAGGUGUGACUGGCAGUUGGUGGGGGCCCCACAUUUUCUGAACUCCUAUUUCUGUCCUGCAGACCUUCCUGGGGCUGCAGGGAUCUGCCCCCAUCAGCUGACGGGGCAGAGGCAGAGAGACCAGCGCUUCUGCUCUUGUGAAAUAAUCGCUGCAGAGUCAGUGUUGGUAUCUCUUGCCAAACCCUGGGCGCGAAGCCGGUUCUAGCAGAUGGUGUAAAAGCGUCUCCUGGCGCGGCUUCCUACAGAGGCUGAGGGAGCCCCAGGAUGGACCAGAGACCAGAACUCGCAAGGAUUGGGGCAAGCUUGCUGCUGGCACUGGGCAUCCUCUGGCCCCGGGCAUCUCCCUGUGGCAUUUCAACACACAUCGAAAUAGGACACAGGUCUCUAGAAUUUCUUCAGCUUCAACAUGGGAAUGUUAACUACAAGGAGUUGUUGCUUGAACAUCAGGAUGCCUACCAGGCUGGGACAGUGUUUCCUGAUACCUUUUACCCCAGUUUUUGUGAAAGAGGAAAAUUCCACGAUAUUUCUGAGAGCACUCACUGGACGCCAUUUCUUAACGCCAGUAUUUGGUACAUCCGCGAGAACUACCCUCCGCCCUGGGACAAGGACACAGAGAAACUAGUGGCAUUCCUGUUUGGAAUCACCUCCCACAUGGUGGCAGAUGUGAGCUGGCACAGUCUGGGGAUAGAACAAGGAUUCCUCCAGACCAUGGGGGCCAUCGAUUUUCAUGGCUCAUAUUCAGAGGCUCAUUCAACCGGGGACUUUGGCGGAGAUGUGUUAAGCCAGGCGGAAUUCAAUCAUAAUUACCUCUCGAGGCACUGGUAUAUUCCUGUCAAAGACCUCCUAGAAAUUUAUAAACAACUCUAUGGCCAUGAAGCUAUCACUGAAAAAGUAAUUGUUGACUGUUCUUACCUUCAGUUCUUUGCACUGUAUGGUGAAGUAAUAGCCAUUUCCAAGCUUUAUCCUACUUAUUCUAGAAAAUCUCCAUUUAUGGUGGAACAAUUCCAAGAUUAUUUCCUUGGAGGAUUGGAUGACAUGGCAUUUUGGUCGACUAAUAUUUAUCGUCUAACAAGCUUCAUGUUAGAAAAUGGGACCAGUGGCUGCAAUCUCCCCGAGAAUCCUCUGUACAUUGCAUGUGAUGGAAAGCAGAACAACACCCCAAGCAGCCCCAAAGAACAGAAAAAUGGUUUCCAUAGAAAUGUGACAACUCCCCCAGUGAAGGAUGUCAAGAGGGCAAUCAAGCACACGGAGAGAGGUGUGAUCUUCAGUGUGGAUUCCUGGGACAUGGAUACGGAUUCUCUGACCUCUGUGUAUCAUACCUUGGAAAGGAAACUCCACACGCUGUUCUCAGGCGGCUCCCAGAAGCCACUGAAGCGUGUUUCCAGACCCUUGGCCUCUUACUUCUUGUCAAGUUCCUAUGCCCGACUGGGCUGGGCAAUGGAUUCAGCAGACCUCAACCAGGAUGGGUUGGGCGACCUGGUGGUGGGCGCCCCUGGCUACAGCCGUCCAGGCCACAUCCAGGUUGGCCGUGUGUACAUCAUCUACGGGAACUCCCUGGGCCUGCCGCCUGUCGACCUGGACCUCGACCAGGAGGCUCACAGUAUCCUGGAGGGCUCCCAGCCCUCAGGUCGGUUUGGUUCAGCUGUGGCCGUGGUGGACUUUAACGCGGAUGGUCUCCCGGACCUGGCUGUGGGGGCACCCUCGGUGGGCUCAGAGAAGCUCACAUAUAAAGGCGCCGUCUACAUCUACUUGGGCUCCCAGGACACAGGAGUGUCCCCUUUGCCCAACAUCACCAUCUCCUGCCAGUACACUUACUGCAACUUGGGCUGGACCCUGUCAGCUGUGGACAUGAAUGGAGAUGGGAAGCCCGACCUGGUCAUGGGCUCCCCCUUCGCACCUGGUGGAGGGAAGCAGCGGGGAUUUGUAGCAGCCUUUUACUCUGGUCCCAGCAGGAGUCACCAAGACAGGCUGGACGUGCAGGCGGCCGACUGGACAGUUCGGGGCGAGGAAGACUUCGCCUGGCUCGGCUACUCCCUGCAUGGGGUCCCGAUGGACAACAGGACACUGCUGCUGGUUGGGAGCCCCACCUGGAAGAACACCAGCAGCUUGGGCGCCCUGUUCAGGUCCAAGGACGAGAAGCAGAGUCUGGGCCGCGUGGACGGCUACUUCUUGCCCAAUGGCAGCAGUUUCAGCUUGGCUGGAGACAAGGCCAUGGGGAAGUUGGGGACCUCCCUGUCCAGCGGCCAUGUGAUGUUGAACGGCACCCGGACACAAGUGCUGCUGGUGGGGGCCCCCACACAUGAUGAUGUGUCGAAGAUGGGUUUCCUGACCAUGACCUUGCACCAAGGGGGGUUCACUCGGAUGUACGCCCUGAACUCCGACCCGGAGCCAUCUCUGCUCAGCUCCUUCAGCGGGGACAGGCGCUUCUCCCGGUUUGGUGGUGGCCUGCACCUCAGUGACCUGGACAACGAUGGCUUAGAUGAAAUCAUCCUGGCUGCCCCAAUGAGGAUCUCAGACAUGACAGCUGGGCUGAUUGGGGGAGAAGACGGGCGUGUUUACAUCUACAAUGGCAGACAGACCACCUUGGGGGACAUGACCGGCAAAUGCAAGUCCUGGAUCUCCCCGUGUCCUGAAGAAAAGGCCCAAUACGUUCUGAUUUCUCCUGAACCCAGCUCCAGGUUCGGAAGUUCCUUGAUCACAGUGCGGUCCAAAGACAAGAAUCAGCUUGUCAUUGCUGCAGGAAGAAGCUCUUUUGGGGCCCGGCUUUCGGGAGCACUUCACAUCUACAGCCUGGCUUAGAUAGGAGGAUUUCACACCGCUCUCCUAAUGCAUCAACCCCACUCAUGCCAGUCACUUCGUGGGUGAGAGUGUUCUGCUGGACAACGGGGCACACAGUAGAAACAUGUAGAUAUGUAGAUUCUCUAGAUGGAAGGUUCUGGAGCAGAGCCAGCCAGAUUAUCUGAAGCAUGGUCCAGAGAAA
Molecule: messenger RNA, 3023 nt
Organism: Suncus etruscus (white-toothed pygmy shrew)
Lineage: Eukaryota; Metazoa; Chordata; Mammalia; Eulipotyphla; Soricidae
Gene: GPLD1
Product: glycosylphosphatidylinositol specific phospholipase D1
Exons: 26
Coding region: 308-2842 (844 amino acids)
Cellular component (GO): extracellular matrix; extracellular region
Molecular function (GO): GPI anchor phospholipase D activity
Source: RefSeq, a predicted model, not a curated record